UGGGGGGGUUGUUAAAAAAUAAAUAUAAGGGCGGCCAUCUUUGUUUCUCUGCCUUGUAGUGUAAAAUAUUCCAAAACGCCCCCCACUUUUUGUGUGUCCAUUUGAAUAUUAAAUAAAUAUCAUAAUUCGGACGGAAUACACUUUUGGAUCUCGCGGAACGGGGUCACCAGCGGGAAUAUAAUGUCCUCUCUUCUCCGUUCUUGUGAGGAAGAUGAGGGCACGGCGGUUAAUUCCGAGGGAGGAGAUUUUGAUGAAGAAGAAGAAGACGACGGAGACCUGGACGAGAACGCAAGCGACAUAAACUCGCCGGCGGCGCCUCGAGAAACUGCAGCAAGAGCCGCGCCAGAUGAUGGAGACGACAUUGGCGAGACGUCAGACAGGGACAACCUGGGGAAAAAGAAACGAGGCCCUAAGAAAAAGAAAGAGACGAAGAAGAAAGACAAGGAGGGGAAGAUGACCAAAGUGCGCAAGCGCAAAAAAAUAGACAGUGACAUCGAGAGAGACUCCGAACCGGACUAUGCCAUGAAUUCUGACAGUGCUGCCAGCGAUUACGGAGGGGAGAAGAAAAAGAAGAAGAAACACAAGGAUAAAAAAGAGAAGAAAACCAAGAAAAAGAAGAAAGAGGAUGAAGACAGCACACAUGAAGAGACCGCAAAGCCGGUGGAGAUGAAAACAUCAGCCCAGCUGGCUAGAGAGUGGGGGCUUGAAGAUGUCGAUCACACAUUCACGGAAGAAGAUUACCGCACGCUAACCAACUACAAGGCCUUCAGCCAGUUCAUGAGACCCAUGAUUGCUAAGAAGAACCCUAAAAUCCCCAUGUCCAAGAUGAUGACCAUUCUGGGGGCCAAAUGGCGUGAGUUCAGCUCCAAUAAUCCGUUCAAAGGCUCGGCCGCAGCCGUCGCUGCCGUAGCCGCCGCCGCCGCGUUAGCCGUUGCUGAGCAGGUCUCGGCAGCAUCAGCCUCACCUGAACCCCCACCGCAGCCACCACCACUUCGCAAGGCCAAGACCAAAGAGGGCAAAGGCCCUGGCUACAAGAAACGCAGUAAGAGUCCUCGUGUCUCAGACAAGAAGAAGCCAAAACCCAAGAAAAUGGCCCCUCUGCGCAUUAAACUGGGACCACUUGGUAACAAGAGGAAGAAGAGCAGUUCGAGUGAGGAGGUGGAUGAGGACGACUCUGAGCAGGAGAACUCCAGCGUUCAUAGCUCUUCGGUCCGAUCUGACAGCUCGGGAAGGGUCAAGAAGAACAAAAGGGGUCGUCCGGCGAAGAAGAAGAAAAAGGUGCUGGGUGAUGAGGAUGGCGAUGGCUAUGAGACUGAUCAUCAGGACUACUGCGAGGUGUGUCAGCAGGGGGGAGAGAUCAUCCUGUGUGAUACCUGUCCUCGAGCGUACCACCUGGUGUGCCUCGAGCCUGAGCUGGAGAAAGCGCCCGAGGGCAAGUGGAGCUGCCCUCACUGUGAGAAAGAAGGGAUCCAGUGGGAAGCAAAGGAAGAAGACUUUGAGGACUUUGAAGAGGAGUGUGACGAUGUCCGGGAUGUGGAGGCAGGGCUGGGAGGAGAGGAAGAGGAGGAUGAUCACAUGGAGUUCUGUCGCGUGUGUAAAGAUGGAGGAGAGCUGCUGUGCUGUGACUCCUGCCCGUCGUCCUAUCACAUCCACUGCCUGAACCCCCCACUGCCCGAGAUCCCCAACGGAGAGUGGCUCUGUCCACGCUGCACUUGUCCACCAAUCAAAGGGCGAGUGCAAAAGAUUCUGCACUGGCGAUGGGGUGAUCCCCCACCCCCAGUUCCUGUCCCUCCACCCCCAGACGCGCCCCCCGAUGCCCCGCCCCCUCCGCCCAUGAAGGGUCGUCCAGAGAGAGAGUUCUUUGUGAAGCUAACGGGACAGUCGUACUGGCACUGCACCUGGAUCACAGAGCUACAGCUCGAGAUCUUCCACUCUGUGAUGUUCCGCAACUACCAGAGGAAAACGGAUAUGGACGAGCCGCCUAGUCUGGACUACGGCUCUGGGGGAGAGGAGGAUUCUGGGAAGAGUGAAAAGCGGAGGGCCAAAGACCCUCAAUAUGCCAUUCUGGAAGAGAAGUACUAUCGAUAUGGCAUCAAGCCAGAAUGGAUGAUUGUUCACAGGAUAAUCAAUCAUAGCAUCGAUAAAAAGAGCAACUACCACUACCUGGUUAAAUGGAGAGAUCUGACCUAUGACCAGUGCACCUGGGAGAGAGAUGAGCUGGACAUCCCGGAGUUUAGUGGACACAAAACGGCGUACUGGAGACACAGAGAGGAAGUGAUGAAGGAAGACCCAGAGAAGCCAAGGAGGAUGAGGAGGAGAGAGGAGAAUGAUGAAGCUCCAAGCACGCCUGUUAAUGAUCCCACAAUCAAGUAUGAAGAGCAGCCAGACUUCGUGACAGAGACAGGAGGGACGCUGCACCUCUACCAGCUGGAGGGGCUGAACUGGCUGCGCUUCUCCUGGGCUCAGGGCACCGACACCAUCCUGGCUGACGAAAUGGGCUUGGGCAAGACCAUCCAGACUAUUGUCUUCCUCUACUCACUGUUUAAAGAGGGUCACACUAAAGGGCCAUUCCUGGUGAGCGCACCGCUCUCCACAAUCAUUAACUGGGAGAGGGAGUUUGAGAUGUGGGCUCCCGACUUCUAUGUCGUCACCUACACCGGAGACAAGGACAGCAGGGCCAUCAUCCGCGAGAACGAGUUCACUUUUGACGACACAGCGGUGAAUCGAGGAAAGAAAGCCUUCAAAUUACGGAGAGAAGCUCCCAUUAAGUUCCAUGUGUUGUUGACGUCCUAUGAGCUUGUGACUAUAGACCAGAACGUUCUCAAGUCCAUUGACUGGGCCUGUCUUGUAGUGGAUGAAGCCCACCGUCUCAAAAACAACCAGUCCAAGUUCUUCAGGAGACUGAAUGACUACAAGAUAGACCACAAGCUGCUGCUAACGGGAACGCCACUCCAGAAUAACCUGGAAGAACUUUUCCACCUGCUCAACUUCCUGACGCCCAACCGCUUCAACAAUCUAGAGGGUUUUCUAGAGGAAUUUGCGGACAUCUCUAAAGAGGACCAGAUCAAGAAACUGCACGACCUGCUCGGGCCACACAUGCUCCGGAGACUCAAAGCUGACGUGUUUAAGAACAUGCCAGCCAAAACUGAGCUGAUCGUCCGAGUGGAGCUCAGCCCCAUGCAGAAAAAGUACUACAAGUUCAUUCUGACGCGUAACUUUGAAGCGCUGAAUUCGAAGGGAGGAGGGAACCAGGUGUCUCUGCUCAACAUUAUGAUGGACCUAAAAAAGUGCUGCAACCACCCCUACCUCUUCCCCGUCGCUUCCGCCGAAGCUCCCAAAACACCAAGUGGAGCGUAUGAAGGUGUCGGCCUCACAAAGGCCUCUGGGAAACUCACGCUGCUGCAGAAAAUGCUCAGAAAACUGAAAGAACAAGGCCACCGAGUGCUGGUGUUUUCUCAGAUGACCAAGAUGCUGGAUUUGCUGGAGGAUUUCUUGGAUUAUGAGGGUUAUAAAUAUGAGCGAAUUGAUGGAGGCGUUACUGGAGCCCUCCGGCAGGAAGCCAUCGACAGAUUCAACGCUCCUGGCGCGUGUCAGUUUUGUUUUCUUCUCUCUACACGUGCGGGUGGCCUGGGCAUCAACUUGGCCACUGCGGACACAGUCGUCAUCUUUGACUCUGACUGGAAUCCCCACAAUGACAUUCAGGCCUUCAGUCGAGCUCACCGCAUUGGUCAGGCCAAUAAAGUGAUGAUUUACCGCUUUGUGACCCGGGCUUCGGUCGAGGAACGGAUCACUCAGGUGGCCAAAAGGAAGAUGAUGCUCACACACUUGGUGGUGCGGCCCGGUCUGGGCUCAAAAGCCGGAUCUAUGUCUAAGCAAGAGCUGGACGACAUCCUCAAGUUUGGCACUGAGGAGCUUUUCAAGGAUGAGAUUGAGGCAGGGGACAAUAAGGAAGAUGACGGCAGUGUAAUUCACUACGACAACGCCGCCAUCGAGCGUCUGCUAGACCGCAGCCAGGACGCCACAGAUGACUCUGACAUGCAGAACAUGAACGAGUAUCUGAGCUCCUUCAAGGUGGCCCAAUACAAUGUCAGAGAAGAUGACAAGAUAGAAGAGAUCGAGAGAGAGAUCAUUAAGCAGGAAGAGAACGUGGAUCCUGAUUACUGGGAGAAACUCUUGAGGCAUCACUACGAACAGCAGCAGGAAGAUCUGGCUCGCAAUCUUGGCAAAGGAAAGAGAGUCCGCAAACAGGUCAACUACAAUGACGCAGCUCAGGAGGACCAAGAGUGGCAUGCUGACAUUUCAGAUAACCAGUCAGAAUACUCUGUGGGCUCAGAGGAGGAGGAUGAGGACUUUGACGAGAGACCUGAGGGUCGCAGACAGUCACGCAGGCAGCUCAGAAACGAAAAGGAUAAACCACUUCCACCCCUGUUGGCCAGAGUGGGUGGCAACAUUGAGGUAUUGGGCUUUAACACGCGCCAGAGAAAAGCCUUCCUGAAUGCCGUCAUGCGAUGGGGGAUGCCCGCUCAGGACGCCUUCACCUGCCAAUGGCUCGUGCGAGACCUCCGCGGCAAGAGCGAGAAAGAGUUCAAGGCGUACGUAUCUCUCUUCAUGAGGCACCUCUGCGAGCCGGUGGCUGACGGUUCGGAGACGUUCGCUGACGGUGUCCCGCGUGAGGGGCUCUGCAGGCAGCCGGUUCUCACGCGUAUAGGGGUCAUGUCUCUGGUUAAGAAAAAGGUGCAAGAGUUUGAGCACAUCAACGGUAAAUGGAGCAUGCCUGAACUGAAGCCAGAGAUCACUGUGGACUCCAAGAAAUCUUCGAGAGCCUCUUCUCCUGCCAUUAAGACAGACACUCCCACCCCUGAGCUGAGCUGUAACAACACACCGUGCACCUCCAAACCAGCCACUCCCUCUCCUCCGCUCGACAAGAUAGAAAAGAGCGCCAAAGAGGUGGAGAAAGAUGAGUGCGAGUCCCAGACAGAACCAGAAAGAGAGAGAGAGAAGGAAAAAGGAAAAGAAGGAAAGGAGGGGGAGAGUGUGGAAAGCACUGAACAUGGAGAGACUUCCACCACUGUGGAAGAGGGUGAGAAAGAUCCCGCAACGAGUGAAAAAGCUCAGACAUCUGAAAGUCCAACCACAGCAUCCGAUGACUCAAAAACGAAAGAAAAUCCUGAUAUUUCUCAGUCUUCUCCGAAUGAAAAGAGCGAGAGAGAGAAACAAGACGAGGAGAGCACUGAAAAAGACGCCUCCCCAGAGAAAACGUCUGAUUCCCCGUCCAUUAAAGAUGAGAGCAGAGAGGCUCUGAAAGGGGAGAAAAGAGAGAAGACCGGAGAAGAGAAAGAGAAGAGUGAAGUGACGACGACUCCUACAGAAACAACGGAAAAGAAAGAGAAGUUGGAUCAAUCUUCUGAUGUCAAAAAAGAGGAGGUGAAGGGUGAAAGGGAUGCUGGGAAGGAGGGCCGAGGGCAGAGGGAGGAAGUGCCCAAAGGUAACGGCAAACCCACAGAGCGCCCACGGUUUAUGUUCAACAUCGCAGAUGGAGGAUUCACAGAGCUUCACACUCUUUGGCAGAACGAGGAGCGGGCGGCCGUUUCGUCAGGCAAGAUCAACGAGAUCUGGCACCGGCGACACGACUUCUGGCUGCUGGCAGGCAUCGUUUGUCAUGGCUACGCCCGGUGGCAGGACAUUCAGAACGACCCUCAGUUCGCCAUCGUCAACGAACCUUUCAAAACUCAAGCCAACAAGGGAAACUUCUUAGAGAUGAAAAACAAGUUCCUGGCCAGACGGUUUAAGUUGCUGGAGCAGGCCCUGGUGAUAGAGGAGCAGUUGCGUCGGGCUGCGUACCUCAACAUGACCCAGGACCCCACUCACCCGGCCAUGGCCCUGAACGCCCGUUUUGCCGAGGUUGAAUGUCUAGCUGAGUCACAUCAGCAUCUCAGCAAGGAGUCGCUUGCUGGAAACAAACCUGCCAAUGCUGUCUUGCAUAAGGUUCUUAACCAACUGGAGGAGCUUCUGAGUGACAUGAAGGCAGACGUGACGCGGCUCCCGGCCACACUCUCCAGAGUCCCUCCGAUCACGGCCCGUCUGCAGAUGUCGGAGAGGAGCAUCCUCAGCAGACUGGCCAACAAAGGCAACGAGACACACACCCCGCCGCCUAUUCCUUCAGGCCCGUAUGCCACGCCACAGAAUUUCGGCCAUCCCUUCACACCUGCACCUUCAGCGGCUCUCACUCUAGCUGGGGCCAACUACGGCCAGAUGCCCCCUGGCUCCUUCAUAUCAGAAGCCCCGUCCUGCCUGAAGACUAAGGAACAUGACGUGCUGCAGCGCCAGAGGGUGGUGGACCUGUGGAAGGACGGCAAGUCGGAAGGGUCAAUUGGGCAGGAGCUCCGCAUGCCCAAAUCCACCGUGCACAGCAUCAUCGUCAAGUAUCGCCUCAGCAACACGGUGGAGAACCUGCCGCGCAACGGACGGCCCAAAAGACCGUGACCUGAAACAGUGAUGGAUGGAAGACUGGAGGAAGAAAGACUGUAGAAUGUGAGGGGCGGAAAGGCUAGAAAAACGAUAAACCGGUAAUAAAUUAAACAGGACGGGAGGGAACAAAGAGGUGGGAAUGUCUAAAAAUAUUAUAGUGCGACUGGACUUCCUGAGAGUUUUUUUUUUAAGGAUAAAUGGUUAAUAAUACUUGAUGGAAAAAAGACGAAAACACAGACCUCUUUCCAGCACUUUUUUUAAUUCUCCCUUCCACUCUCACUCUUUCUCCCCUUGCCCCCCUCCGCUCUCUUUCUUUCAUCUGUCGGUCCGAGAGAAGUCCCAGCAGAUUAAUUUUUCAUUUGGCCGAAGGAGCGAGAGUUCUCGUUUAAGUGCCCGAAAUCUUCCCUCCCUAAUUCCGCCACAAAUCACCAUUUCUCUGCAUCCCUUUAUACGGUAUAUCUCUUUCUCUUUUAUCAUUUAUCCACUCUCCUUCUCUCUCUCUCACACGCAUAUGCACCCAUGCAGCCUCUCACAAUGUCAGAAGUGAAGGAUUCCAAAUACCACAAGUUUGUUUUCUGUCAUUAAAACCCCUGACCUAAUCAAAACUGUUUUGGAAAGGAGGCACAGUGGAGUGGAACUAUCUUCUUUUUUUUUUUUUUAUGGAAACUGCGGAUCUCUCAAAAUAUUCUCCAGCCACGGACUCUCUGCGCUCCUAAACCAGGACUGCGAAAUGUUACAGUGGCACGAAUCCACUCCAUAUAUUGCAUCCCGUCCGAAAAUAUCUUUGCACCUGAUCUGAGAUCUGUUUUCUGGUUUUCUCAAGCUGCCUUAUUGGAGGAGCGUGCUGAUCCUGGGUCAGAAGUCCACACGACUCAACCUGCCCGACCAAAUUCCUGCGUUGUGCUUGAGCCAGAUUCAAUCCCCAGCAGGACUUUUAUACAGUACAUGACUGUUGUGUGAGAACUGCAAAAAUGCACAAACACACCCACGUGUGCGCAAGCACGCACACUUGAGAGACACUUAAGUAGCUCUUUAUUUUCCACCACGUUUUAUUGUAGCGGUAUGCUUGAGUGUGUGUGCACGGUCAUGUAUUAUCACUGGACUGAAGCUAAGUGUGCAUAUGGUCGGGCUUGAUACUGUACGAGUGAAGAUACAGAAGGUUCUUCUGUGUGUGUGAUUAAUUGUGUGUGUGCUGGUUGUUUGGAUAGGCCGGGUCGCUGAGGCCAGCUGCCAUCUCUGCGUGUUUUUCUGGUUUACCGAGAAAGAGAGAGACUGAGACUUGAGGCAGGCUGGUGUGCAGGAGCAAAACUUCAGAUAAUGGUUAGUCAGAGAAAGUGGCAUACCGAGAUGUUUAAAAUGAAGACUGAGAAAAAAGAUGAUCUGAGUAGGAAUAACAAUUUAACGGUGACAAUUAUUUGUUUGAUAUAUUUGGAUGAAAAAGCCUAAUACUUUAUGCAUAUUAUAUGUAUAUGAGGGCUUUGAUAAACAUUAUAGGCAGUAAAAAUAACAAUAUAAAAUUAUAUAAAUGUUAAUUAAAACAAAUUACAGGAACACAAACAUUCCCAGACACAGUUU
Pimephales promelas (fathead minnow) is the source of this 8043-nucleotide messenger RNA. RefSeq names its product chromodomain helicase DNA binding protein 3 (gene chd3). Lineage: Eukaryota; Metazoa; Chordata; Actinopteri; Cypriniformes; Leuciscidae. Gene Ontology annotation, biological process: chromatin remodeling. Gene Ontology annotation, molecular function: DNA binding; ATP hydrolysis activity; histone binding. Gene Ontology annotation, cellular component: chromatin; NuRD complex; nucleus. The record is from RefSeq and is a predicted model, not a curated record.